AUGCCUACUAUAUCAGUUAAACGUGAUUCUCUGUUUACGGCUUUAGGAAAAACAUACACUGAUGAGGAGUUCGAACAGUUAUGCUUUGAAUUUGGCUUGGAAUUGGAUGAGGUUACUACAGAAAAGCAGAUGUUGAUUAAAGAACAAGGUGACAAUGCAGCUGCAGGAGUAUCCGAAGAUAUUUUGUACCGUAUAGACAUUCCAGCUAAUAGAUAUGAUCUAUUAUGCCUUGAAGGACUAGUUAAUGGGAUACUGGUAUUUCAAGGAAGAAAAGCACCACCUGAAUACAAGAUCAAAAAAUAUGAAGACUGUUUCUCUCUCCAUCUAACUCCAGCAACUGAUCAAAUAAGGCCAUAUGCUGUGGCUGCUAUUCUUAGAGGCAUUAAAUUUACAAAAGAAAGUUAUGACAGCUUCAUUGAUUUGCAGGAUAAGUUGCAUCAAAAUAUUUGCCGCAAGAGAACACUUGUUGCAAUAGGAACUCAUGACUUGGACGCCAUACAGGGGCCCUUUGUGUAUGAUGCUUUGCCACCAAGUGAAAUAAAAUUCAAAGCUCUCAACCAACAAAAAGAGAUGACGGCACCAGAGCUGAUGGAACUAUAUUCGGGUCAUGCUCAAUUAAAGCAAUAUUUGGGUAUUAUACGUGAUAGUCCUGUUUACCCUGUAAUAAAAGAUAAGAACGGGGUUGUGCUGUCCAUGCCGCCAAUUAUUAACGGCGAUCACUCUAAGAUCACACUUGAUACAAAGAACGUCUUCAUUGAGUGCACCGCUACGGAUCUGACAAAGGCCACUGUUGUGUUGGACACUAUUGUGUGCAUGUUCUCCGAGUACUGCGGGAACAAGUACGAGGUUCAGCAGUGCAAGGUUUUCGCCCCAGACGGCACGUACCAGCUCUACCCGAAGCUGGACUACAGAGAGGAGGUCAUCAAUAUCGACAAAGCGAACAGAUCCAUCGGAAUCAACAAGGAGGGUGGCGAGCUGGCGGGCUUGCUGUCUCGCAUGUGCCUCAUCACUUCGGUGGAGGGGAGCGAGCUCCGGGUUCGAGUCCCGCCCACGCGCCAUGACGUCAUACACGCCUGCGACCUAUACGAGGACAUCGCCAUAGCCUACGGGUACAAUCGCAUAGAGAAGCGGCGCGCCCUGGUUGGUGCGGACGCCUCCCAGCAGCCCAUCAACAAGCUGACAGAACAGCUGCGCCAGGAAUGCGCCCAAGCUGGGUACACGGAAGGCCUCACCUUCACACUUUGUUCAAGGGAGGACGUCGCUACGAAGCUAGGUUUGAAAAUCGAAGACGUGCCAGCGGUCCACAUCUCCAAUCCGAAGACCCUCGAGUUCCAAGUGGUGCGGACUGUGCUGCUGCCCGGUCUACUGAAGACCCUGGCCGCCAACAAGAAGAUGCCGUUGCCCCUGAAACUCUUCGAGAUCAGCGACGUCGUGCUGCAAGAUAAGAAAUCGGAGACGGGGGCGCGAAACGAGAGGCGCGUGUGCGCAGUGUACUGCGGCAAAGCGGCCGGCUUCCAGUUCGUGCACGGGCUGCUGGACAGGCUUAUGGCGCUGCUCAGCCAGCCCUGGGACAGCGAAGCGGGCUACUGCCUACGCCAGGCGGAAGACCCCGCAUACUUCCCUGGCCGCUGCGCCGAAGUGGUCCUCCGUGGCGAGGCCAUAGGGAAGAUAGGAGUCCUCCAUCCGACAGUGCUGAACGCCUUCGAACUCACCAACCCGUGCUCGGCGCUGGAGAUAAACAUCGAACCAUUCGUC
Molecule: messenger RNA, 1755 nt
Organism: Iphiclides podalirius (scarce swallowtail)
Lineage: Eukaryota; Metazoa; Arthropoda; Insecta; Lepidoptera; Papilionidae
Source: the annotation of a GenBank genome assembly